AUGGCGACUACGAAGUUUCGAGUCGAAACCCGCAUCAGCCAUGGCAUUGCUCAAGAUAUGGUAUCAUCUUUGAUUAUAGGCAGUCAAGCAGCUGUGCUCGUUGAUGUCCCCUUGACUAUUCCUCAAGCAAAAGAGCUUGUCCCAUGGAUCCGCUCGCACACCAGUCUGCCAUUAGUUACGAUAUUUGCCACACAUUUCCACCCAGAUCAUUAUCUUGCCGCUCACGUCAUCUUGGUGAGCUUUCCUCAAGCCAACUUGUAUGCUACCGAAAAGACAGUGGCUUUGGUAAAGGACAUCAUCGAGGGCAAAACUACAUUCUGGAAGUCGGCGCUGGGUGAUGACAACAUCGCCACAUCGCCAAUAAUCCCUCAAGCCUUUCUACCGACCUUCUUUUCGCUCCCAGGGGACGACAUUGUCCACCUACUUGGGCCUGUCAACGGAGACAGCCCUGAGCAGACUAUGUUCUGGAUCCCCUCUAUCAAAACAUUGAUUGCCGGCGAUGUCGUAUACGGUCACGGAAUGCACAUGUGGCUCGCUGACCUUGAUGAUCCGUCAAUGACGAAAGCAUGGCUUGACUCUUUGCGAUUAAUCGACUCUCUUGGCGCAGAGAGAAUUAUUCCGGGACAUGCGCUUAAUGACCAAGAAGGUUUCAAUGGAACUAAAGACACUGACCACACACGAGCAUAUGUCAGCUUCUUUCAAAAGGAGAUAGAGUCGAAACCGAGGGAUGCCUUUACGCCAGAAGAAAUCAUUGCUAAGUUUGACGAUGCUUUUCCUGAGUUGGCAGAGGCAAAAGAGGACUCGACCUCGAAGCUUUUACUACAGAUCAACGCUCAGCAUUUUGGCAAGGGAGGCCAGCGACAAAAGCACGAUAUUGAUCUGGUUUCACUCCAAAAGUCUUACAACUCGACCUGGAAUUUUAGCAAGAAAUGA
Messenger RNA from Fusarium venenatum, 933 nucleotides. Its product is annotated as beta-lactamase-like protein. The record is from RefSeq and is a predicted model, not a curated record. Lineage: Eukaryota; Fungi; Ascomycota; Sordariomycetes; Hypocreales; Nectriaceae.